This is a messenger RNA of Wyeomyia smithii (pitcher-plant mosquito), 2201 nucleotides long. Its product is annotated as serine protease inhibitor 28Dc-like. The transcript is spliced from 3 exons. The coding region runs from base 158 to 1717 and encodes 519 amino acids. Gene Ontology annotation, molecular function: serine-type endopeptidase inhibitor activity. NCBI's taxonomy places the organism in Eukaryota, Metazoa, Arthropoda, Insecta, Diptera, Culicidae. The record is from RefSeq and is a predicted model, not a curated record.
ACGGAAAGGCUGGUGAACGCUCAGUGUUACAACCGCGGGAGACAUCGCAACAGCCUACAAAGCGUGAGUGCGCGCGUGAAUUAAAAGCAAAGUGAAGCUGAAGCCUUCCCGUUGAAGAGUGUUGACUGAACGAAGUGGAAGAACAUUUAAAUUAACCAUGAAAAUCACAAGCGUAACAGUGCUGACACUGGCAGUGUACUUAGCGACGGUAGCGGCCCAGCAGUAUAAAUACACAGACCAGUUCGGACUUGCAGGACGUUAUGAUAGCUUUUCGCGACAGAAAAACCCGUAUGCGUAUAUUGUUCGGACUGCUAAACCUCGUCCCAGUUCGACGCUGAGCACUCGGUUUACCGUUGGAAGCCGGUUAGGGGAGGCUAACCCGGAAAAUGUUAUGCCACCGAAGAAUGGCGUUUCCGACGUUAGAUCCCGGUUGAGAGAGGGUGGUCCAAGAAACGUCAUGCUAUCAAAGAAUGAUCAGCAGCUUGCACGCGCGGUUGUAGAUCUGGCCUUGAAUAUAGGGCGCAGUUUCUCAGAACAGACCAGCAACGUGGAAGUUUUCUCGCCCGUAAGCAUUAUGGGAAUUAUAAACCUGCUGCUGCUGGGUGCUGAAGGCCUUACCAGAACCGAACUACUUAACGUGUUACAAUUGGACAGAAAUAUGAAGCCUAAAGCUUUUCAUAGCAGAGCUGCCGGGAUGUUGAAUAACCUGCUCUCCAGCAAUCCGCUUGAAUUGGACAAUUUGGCUUGGAAAGCGGGAUCUUGCGGAGAAGAUGAGUACUCUGACGAAGAAACCUCACCACAAACUACACCAAAGGGCACAAAAGAUCUGCGACUUGCUAAUGCUAUUUUCGCUCAAACAACGCUACCAUUGAAUGACAAGACAGUGUCACUGGCCCGUCAAUUGUACGAUGUCAAUACACAAAAGGUUAACUUCCGCGACUCUCUAGCUGCCUCAGGGAUUAUCAACAAAUGGGUCGCUCAGGCCACAAACAAUAAAAUCCGCGAAAUAGCCAGCGGCGGCUUUCCUCGAGACACAAAUAUGGUUUUGGUCAGUUCUCUAUACUUCAAGGCUACCUGGAUGACGGAAUUUACUGCUCAGUCGACUAAGCCGAGACCCUUUUAUCCGGAUGGAACCGAUCGCCCUUCGUUCAAAAUUGAUACGAUGUCCCUAAGCGCAUGUUUGCCGUAUCACUUUGAACGGGAUAUUGGAUUACGGGUGGUAGGUUUACCCUACAGUGACAACGCCACUACAAUGUACGUCCUAAUGCCGCAAAAUUCGACCCGAACGAAGUUGCGCAGUUUGCAAGAACAACUGACGGCCGAUCGGCUUGAUUCGAUACUAUUAAAAAUGCAACUUCGCAGCACAACAAUCAAUUUCCCCCGAAUGCAGUUAGAAAGUAACACGGACUUGGAAAAAGCUUUCCGACGCCUGGGAGUUAAAUCUAUCUUUAGCCCGCAGCAAAGCAAUUUGCGGCUGAUGCUUAAUCAAUCGGAUGCACAAGGAAAGUUGCCGCUCUACGUGAGUCAGAUUAAACACAAAGUGAAUCUCAGCGUGGACGAGCGCGGAACAGAGGGCGCUGCUGUCACGAUGACGUUAAUCGAUCGUGCUGGUGCCCAAGUAUACUUCAAUGCCAACCAGCCGUUCCUGAUCUAUGUUCGCCACGAUCCCACUCGCCUGCCAUUGUUCUACGGGACGGUAUUCGAUCCCCGGAAUUGAGGUAGUUAAGUUUUUGUUUUAUUAGCAUUACUACAUGAUUUCGCCGGAGCCGAAUUUGGUUACUGUUGCCGCUGUGCCAUACCAAUUAUGAUCACACGAAACUGGGUUCGUUACGGUUUGUGAAUAGUAAUAGGUUUUACCUGUACCAAAGACUAAUGCGUGACUAAGCGGUAGCGAUGUUUUAUUUUUCAAAUGUAUAUCGUGAGUAAGGAUAAAGCUAUCAUGAAUUUGCUGAUGAUCUCUAAAGUGCAGUCAGUGGGGGAAACAGUCAGCGACGGCGUGAAAAAAUAAGUAUUUUAUCAGCUAGAUAAACAUUAUAUUGUUAAACAACAACACGUUCAUGGAAUGUGUUUAGAAUCGAUAUUUUUUAGAUUAAAUCUAUUUAUACCAAACGUAGAAAUACUUGCAUUUAAUAGAUUUUUAGUGAAUUUUAUUUUAUUAAAAUUGAGUCAAUAUAAGAUUAAUUACUCGUCCAAGCGUAGAA